AUUCGCCGUCUUCGGAUGAGGCUAAGUCGGGAGUCUAUGGCCAGAAACGCCCGUCUCGGCUCGGCGUUGGCACGGAAAGGCGCGCAUGCGUAGAGACGCCGCAACGCAGGGUUCGAUCCUGGCGGCUGGGCGACCUCGGCUCGCGCAUGCGCAAGGCCGGCACCAUGAACCCCGCGCAGGGCACGGUGGGCAGCGACCCGGUCAUCCUGGCCACGGCCGGCUACGACCACACGGUCCGCUUCUGGCAGGCGCACAGCGGCAUCUGCACGCGGACGGUCCAGCACCAGGACUCGCAGGUCAACGCCCUGGAGAUCACGCCGGACCGCACCAUGGUGGCCGCGGCAGGUUACCAGCACAUCCGCAUGUAUGACUUGAACUCCAAUAACCCCAACCCGGUGAUCAACUACGAUGGGGUGAGCAAGAACAUCACUUCGGUUGGCUUCCAUGAAGACGGCCGGUGGAUGUACACGGGGGGCGAAGACUGCAUGGCGCGCAUCUGGGACCUCCGGUCUCGCAAUCUUCAGUGCCAGCGCAUUUUCCAGGUGAACGCGCCCAUCAACUGCGUUUGCUUGCAUCCCAACCAGGCUGAGCUCAUUGUGGGAGAUCAGAGCGGCGCUAUCCACAUCUGGGAUCUGAAAACGGACCACAACGAGCAGCUCAUCCCAGAGCCAGAGGUCUCGGUCAAUGCGGUACAUAUAGAUCCGGAUGCCAGCUAUAUGGCUGCGGUCAACAGCUCGGGCAACUGUUACGUGUGGAAUCUCACGGGAGGCAUUGGAGAUGAGGUAACCCAGCUCAUCCCCAAGACCAAGAUCCCUGCACACAACCGCUAUGCACUCCAGUGCAAAUUCAGCCCGGAUUCCACGCUUUUGGCCACUUGCUCUGCUGACCAGACGUGCAAAAUAUGGAGGACCUCCAACUUCUCACUGAUGACGGAGCUGAGCAUCAAGAGCAACAACCCCGGGGAGACCUCCCGCGGCUGGAUGUGGGACUGUGCCUUUUCGGGGGAUUCCCAGUACAUUGUCACAGCCUCGUCAGACAACUUGGCCCGGCUCUGGUGUGUGGAGACGGGGGAGAUCAAGAGAGAAUACAGUGGGCAUCAGAAGGCGGUCGUCUGUCUGGCUUUCAACGACAGCGUGUUGGGCUGAGGAGCAAGCUGGGGGGGGGACGGCACCUCUUCGCCAGCCGGUCUGCCUCCUGGGCGGAAGAGAGGAUUCCCGUUUGGCCCCUGGCUUGUUUCUGCAAACGGAGCGGAGCCCAGUCUACCUCGACCGAGGCUGCACGAAGGGUCUCAGCCCUUUGGCUUUAACUGGCCGGUGCUGUUGUCUGGCCUCUCUUGUGCUCCCCAUUGGAAGCGCCUCCUUAAAACCAGCAUGGAUAUAGACCAGGGGUAGGCAACCUUGGCUCUUUUGUGACUCGUGGACUUCAACUCCCAGAAUUCCUGAGCCAGCAUAGCCUACCCGUUUUAGACUAAAGCGGGGAAGCUGCCCUUUCCCUGGCAGUGAUGGGCAUCUUUGUCUUGGCUGCCUCUAGGAAGACUCUUGUGGGCUCGGGGGCAGUGUUUCUCAACCUUGACAAUUUUAAGGCAUGUGGACUUCAACUCCCAGAAUUCCACAGCCAGCAAUGCUGGCUGUGGAAUUCUGGGAGUUGAAGUCCACAUGCCUUAAAAUUGUCAAGGUUGAGAAACACUGCUCUGGGGUGAGCUGGGUCAACUUUCCGAGGCCUCCUUUUUCGCCCCCGUCCUCUCACCCAGACCCCAGGCUAGAGGAGGCUUCAUUUGGGAGCUGGCACUGACUCCAGAGUAAUUGUGGGCACUGCCUGCAGGAGAGGCUACACUCUGGCCCUCCCUUUGCCAGGCAGCCCAGCUGGGUCAUCGGGCUUAAAAUAAGAGGUUGGCCCAAAUCUUCAGGGAAGCCUCGUCAUCCAAGGGCAGACUUUUCUCUCUGACCCGACAUGCUCACAUCCCAAAUCAGAGCAUCCCAUACAUGAUGUUUUUUUAAAAAAAGAGUUGUGUUUUUUUUUUUCACAUAAUGCUUGUAUGGAUCUUACCUUCACCAUAAAGCUACUUCUAUCAGAAGUAAUUAUUUACAUGUUACAGUUGAAAGCGACAAACUUCAUAAAUGUAUGUAUAUAUAUAUAGUGGUGAGCACAA
Crotalus tigris (Tiger rattlesnake) is the source of this 2149-nucleotide messenger RNA. RefSeq names its product MTOR associated protein, LST8 homolog (gene MLST8). The coding region runs from base 147 to 1145 and encodes 332 amino acids. NCBI's taxonomy places the organism in Eukaryota, Metazoa, Chordata, Lepidosauria, Squamata, Viperidae. Gene Ontology annotation, cellular component: TORC1 complex; TORC2 complex. Gene Ontology annotation, biological process: regulation of actin cytoskeleton organization; TOR signaling. Gene Ontology annotation, molecular function: protein binding. The transcript has 9 exons. The record is from RefSeq and is a predicted model, not a curated record.